UUACAGACCUGGCUAAGGGCUCCGGGAGUGUUUCCCAUUUAAACAAACAGUGCCGAAGAUGGCGGAGAGUUAGUGGUGUAAAGAAGAAAUUAUCGAUCCGGGAAGGAGAUAACGCUUUUCCACAGAGUCAAUUGAUCAACCCAGAUAGGAGAACAUCCCUAGAGUGAGGGGAGGGGGGCAUCUGACCGUCUGUCAUCUUGGCGCCAUCACAAGGUGCUGAUAUGUGCACACGAUGAGCGGACUGGGGGAGAACUCCAUGGAGCCUCUGAGCUCGGAAAAUCGCAAACGCAAACUGUCCACUUGUGACACCCCUGGUCUUGGGUGUGAGAGGAAGCGCCGGGAGCAGGAGAGCAAAUAUAUCGAGGAGCUGGCCGAGCUGAUUUCGGCCAACCUCAGUGACAUUGACACCUUUAACGUCAAACCGGACAAAUGUGCCAUCCUCAAAGAGACGGUGCGCCAGAUCCGCCAGAUCAAGGAGCAAGGGAAAGCUUCGUCCAACGAUGACGAUGUCCAGAAAUCAGACGUGUCCUCAACUGGUCAGGGGGUCAUUGACAAGGACCAGCUAGGGCCACUUCUACUGCAGGCUCUGGAUGGCUUCUUGUUCGUGGUGAACCGGGAGGGCAGUAUCGUGUUUGUGUCUGACAACGUGACCCAGUACCUGCAGUACAAGCAGGAGGAGCUUAUCAACACCAGCGUGUACAACAUCCUGCAUGAAGAGGACCGGGAGGACUUUCAUAAAAACCUGCCAAGGACUAACAUAAAUGGCGUGUCAUGGGGGAAUGAGGCGGCUCGACAGAAGAGUCACACCUUCACUUGUCGGAUGCUGGUCAAAUUUGGCCACUCCCACGGCCCCAUGGAGGAAGGGGCAGGAGGGCCCCGCUACGAGACCAUGCAGUGUUUUGCUCUCACUCAGCCCAAGGCCAUGAUUGAAGAGGGCGAAGACCUCCAGUCGUGUAUGAUCUGUGUAGCCCGUCGGGUAACUGCCAUGGAGAGGACCGAAAGUUUCAACACCCGACAUGAGUUGUCAGGUAAACUGAUACAGAUAGACCAGAGCUCCCUGCGGGCAUCCAUGCGCCCAGGCUGGGAGGACUUGUUAAGGCGCUGCAUUCAGAUGUUCCUUCAGCACAGCGACGGGCAACCGUGGUCACACAAGCACCACUAUCAUGAGGCUUUCCUCCAGGGUCAUGCUGAGACACCGCUGUACCGCUUUUCCCUGUCUGACGGCACCCCGGUUACAGCCCAGACAAAGAGCAAACUCUACCGACACCCCAUGAGCAACGAGCCUCAAGGCUUCAUCUCCACACACCUGUUGCAGAGGGAACACAACGGCUACCGCUCAGCAUCAGGUGGUAACAUGAUGUCAAACAACAUGAGACAACAAGGCAUCGGGGGUGCCAACAUGACCCCCCAGAUGACUGGAGGUGGUGGUAUGGGAGGAAUGGGCAGCAUGAACCGGGGCUUUGGGAUGAGCGAGCAGGGCCAUACGGGUCACAUGGGAGGCGGUUCUGUAUACGGAGGAAACGGCGGAGGUGGAGGCGGUGGUGGGGGCCUGGGCAGCCGCAUGAUGCAGAUGAAUCAGAUGAACCAGAUGAGUCAGAUAGGUCCCAUGAAUCACCCAGGUCCGGUCAUGCAGCAACAUCCCCAGCAGCCCCCGUUUCAGAGCAGUGGUGGCUUUGGCCUCAGUGGAAUGAACAGCCCGUCUGGGAGCCCAAGAAUGGGCGGCCCCCAGCAGGGACUGCUGAUGUCCCCCCGGAACAGAGGAAGCCCAAAGAUGGGGUCCAGCCAGUUCUCACCAGGAGGAAUGCACUCCCCUAUGAGCGGCCUUGGCAGCGCAGGAGGAGGGGGAGGAAGUGGUGGGGGCAGCACCUGUACCUUCUCCAGCAGCUCUCUUAAUGCUCUACAAGCGAUUAGUGAAGGAGUAGGGAGCUCACUCCCCUCCACGCUGACAUCCCCCUCACCAGCCCUCAAGCCAGACAGCUCUCCCAGCAUCCAUUCUUCUUCCCAACCCAGUCAUCAGACAAAACCAGGACAAGAUUGUUCUAAAAGCCCAGCGGGGGGCUUGGGGCCUGGCGACCAUCACCUCCCAGAUCACCACCACCAUCAGCAUCCCCAGGCUGAGAGUUCUGCUGAGCGACCAGACAGUCAGGCAGGUGCAGGAACUAAAGAGGGUGGAGAACCAAGCAAUGAGGCGGAGAUGGCGAGUGCCGACCCUCCUCGGAGGCUGCCAGACAGUAAGGGCCACAAGAAGUUGCUUCAGCUGUUAACCUCUCCAACUGAGGAGCUGGGGAUUAGUGGUAGUGGACCUACGGAGCCCCCUGGACCCCCUCCAUCUAACAGCAGCAGCACUCUCACAGGCUCAGACAGCAAGGAAACUACCGGCGGGAUGACCAGCCCCUCAUCCACAGGGGUGUCCUCCUCUUCCUCAGCCAAUGGCGGCUCAGCGCCCGCAGCUGGUCAGGGCAGCACAUCUGCAUCUGCUCACUACAUGGGGUCGCUGCAUGAGAGACACAAGAUCCUCCACAAGCUUCUUCAGAACGGUAAUACACCGGAUGAAGUUGCGAAGAUCACAGCUGAGGCGACGGGAAAGGUGACGCUCGGAGGCCAAGAAGGCACUGAGGGGGGUGCAGGAGGCUCAGGGGCCGUCCCAGGCCCUGCGUUGAUCACAGACCCCAAACAGGAGCAGCACAGCCCUAAGAAGGAGAGAACACACGCCCUGCUCCACUACCUCCUCAACAAGGAUGACUCCAAAGAACAAGUAGAUGUGAAGCCCAAACUUGAAGAUUUAGAGGGGAAGGGUCUUACUGGAGCUGCUGGUGCUGCUGCAGCCGAACAUGCUGAAAGCAAGAUCAAGCCAGAACCUCCUGACGAUUUACACAACCUGGAGUCUAUUCUGGGUGAUCUCAGGGGUUCGAGCUCUGACUUUUACCCUGAUCAGACCGGAGGUGCAGGAGCGAACAACACAGGAAACAAACCACAGGGUUGCCUUGAUGACGGCCUGCAGGGAAGUCCAGCUAUGGGUCCAGGACCACGAGGGCCUUUCCAGAGGACCAUAUCCAAUGAUGGAAAGCCACUGGGUGGGCCUGGAGGAGCAGUUAGACGUCCAAUGCUCAUCAAGCAGGAGAACAUGAUGGGCAGCCCAGACGGCUUUCAAGGAAACCUGGGUGUGUGUUCAGGACCACUGAGUAGAGGAACAGGUCCCCAGAGGUCUCCCAUGGGGGGGUCUGGGGACUGGAAGCCCCGCUCCAGUACCAGCCCUGUGAGUUCAGCAGGACAUCUGUCCAUGAUGCGUCCAGGCAUGGACUAUAACAGCGGAAAGAGCAUGAUGCCAGCACCCAUGGUCAGCCGCUCCAACAGCGUGCCAGGCAGCAGGUCCAUGCUGCAGCAGCAGCUCAUGGAUAUGGGAGGUUCCUCAGAUAUGGGUAUGGGUAUGAGCCCAUUCAGCCAGCAAGGCCAGCCCAGCCAGUCCCCAUCCUGGCCUGAACCCAUGAUGAACAUGGAGGGAAACAGGCGCCAGUUUGGCAACCCCUUAGAUGAUCUUCUGGUUCCUCCUACCACCAGUGAGGGUCAGAGCGAUGAGAGGGCGCUUCUGGACCAGCUGGAUUCCCUGCUGAAUAACACGGAUGGCAUCGCUCUGGAGGAGAUAGACCGAGCUCUCGGUAUCCCAGACCUUGUCAGCCAGAGCCAGGGAGCAGAGCAGCAGCUGGAGCAUUUUGCAGGACAGGACCCAUCCAUGUUACUUGACCAAAAGCCUCUGUAUGGACCCGGCUAUCCUGGACCCCCUGCCAUGCCUAUGCAGAGCAGCUAUGGGGGGAAUCCCAUCCAGGGGCAGAGCCAGCAGGGCGGGUUCGGGCCCAUGCUCUCACCAAUGGGCCAAGGUGGAAGCUUCCCUGCUAUGGGGGGAAUGGGCGGCAUGAGCCAUCCACGUGCAAACAUGAUGCGACCCAGGAUGAUAAAUACCAACAAGCCCAUGAGGCUGCAGCUUCAGCAGAGGCUGCAGGGACAGCAGUUCAUGAAUCAGACACGACAGGGCAUGGCGAUGAAGAUGGAGAAUCCUGGAGGAAACCCUGGCAUGAGGCCUGGAAUGCAACCUGGCAUGGGAGGACAGCAGAGCUUCAUUAAUGCUCAGAUGAUGGUCCAGCGUAACCGAGAUGUGGUCAACAUGCACAUGAGGAGGCAGCGCAUGAUGAUGCUGAUGCAGCAGCAACAGCAGCAGGCGGCUGCUGCCGCUGCUGCAGCUGCUGGGGGAUUCAGUCCUCCUCCUAACGUCACGGCCCCCGGGGGCAUGGACAGCCCAAUGGGAGGGCCAAACAUGGGCCAGCCGGGCCCUCAGCCGUUUGGCUAUGGCGGGAGCUACGGCAUGGGUCACCAAGGGGAACCCUCUUUUGGCCCAUCGGGUGGAAGUCCUCCUAAUGCCAUGAUGUCAGGCCGUCUUGGGCCUCAAAACCCAAUGAUGUCACAGCACUCACAGGGUGGGCCUAUAUACCCAGGUUCUGAUAUGAAAGGCUGGUCACAGGGAGGCAUGGCACGCAAUAGCUCUUACCCCCAGCAGCAGUUUGGGCCACAGGCACCGCUGGGUCAACAGCAGUUUGGGCAGCAGGGAAAUCCAGGGCAGUAUGGAGGGAUGAUGAUGAACGGUGCAAUGCCGGCCAGUGGAGGAGGUCACAUGGGACAGAUGGGUGGACAGAUGGGAAUGAACCCAAUGGUUAUGGGGCGCAUGCCUAUGGGGCCUGAUCAGAAGUACUGCUGAUGGACACGUCAGAGGCUUUUGUCUUUGCGAUCUCCGCCCAGAUUUGGCAGACAGCUGCUGUGCUGCAGUGUGUGUGGAAUCAAACCAGGCAUGCUCUGAUCCUCCGUGUAGCGCCACAUUCCCACCAGACGGGGGAGUGAACUUCCCUCAAGAGCGAUGGCCAGCAUUGUCAGUCAGGCAGCCGGAGGGAAAACAAGACACGCUUUCAAAUGAAAACACAAAGCCUUCCUAAAAAUCUGACAAACUGUUUCUCCAUCAUGUGCAGAAAGACGGAUGGGAAGUCAACGUCCCUCCCUCUCUUCAUAGCCUGCCUCUGUAUAUCCUUUUUUAUUGGACCAAACAGUGAAGCUGCAUCACAUGGACAAUGAUAUUUAAACAGCCUCUUCUUUUGUCGAAUGUACCAUGAAGUUAUAUUCAGACUUUAAAAUGUGGAUUCUGAACUUUACAUCCACCGUCGUUCUGCUGCUCCUGGAGGAUCCCUGCAAACACAGCUUCAGCUAACAAGCCAUCAGGCUGUGACGCUCACAUGAAUGUUAUUUAGAAGUAGCACAUUGGCUCGUCAUCCAGGAUGCCACUGAGUAGGACUGAACUAACUGGUUGGCUCGUUGCACUUUAAGAAAAAGCCAACAUCAAAUAGAUGGUGGAGAUUUAGAGGCCUUUAUUCAAGAAUUACUGAAUAGCAGCAGACAUUUCCUGUUUUGUUUUUUUUCUAUACAUGUGUUCUUUAAAUUCUCGAGAUAUGAGAUUUAUAGUUGGGUAAACUUGUCAGGCUUUUUUCCUCAGUGGGAACCAGAGAAAAACUGCUCCCAAAAGCAUUUAUUUUUUUGUUGUUCCCUAAUGUUAACAUAUUUUUUCGGCAAUCUUUUAAAUUUAUCAGAUCUUCUGUUUAUCUUGCACAAGUUUAGACCUUUUUGUGGAAACCAUGUCAGCCAAGCCACAGGUGGACCCAGUCUCUGCUCUUUGCAUGUAGGUCCUUCAGAAUUAAAACUUUUCAUGCAUGUUCUAUAACAAAAAUAAAAAAGAAGCAUUAGAAGAACAUUCAACAGCUAGAACCAAAAGAUCAAAAUCAGACAUACUUAAAUAAUCCCAGAGGGAAAUUACUUUUGUUACAUGCUCCAGAUAUACAAAUAUGUUUAUAUAUACACUACCGUUCAAAAGUUUGGGGUCACAUUGAAAUGCCCUUAUUUUUGAAGGAAAAGUACAGUACUUUUCAAUGAAGAUAACUUUAAACUAGUCUUAACUUUAAAGAAAUACUCUCUAUAUAUUGCUAAUGUAGUAAAUGACUAUUCUAGCUGCAAAUGUCUUGUUUUUGGUGCAAUUUCUACAUAGGUGUAUAGAGGCCCAUUUCCAGCAACUAUGACUCCAGUGUUCUAAUGGUACAAUGUGUUUGCUCAUUGGCUCA
Messenger RNA from Cyprinodon tularosa, 6149 nucleotides. Its product is annotated as nuclear receptor coactivator 3-like. Bases 233 to 4747 code for a protein of 1504 amino acids. Lineage: Eukaryota; Metazoa; Chordata; Actinopteri; Cyprinodontiformes; Cyprinodontidae. Gene Ontology annotation, biological process: positive regulation of transcription by RNA polymerase II; cellular response to hormone stimulus. Gene Ontology annotation, molecular function: nuclear receptor binding; protein dimerization activity. Gene Ontology annotation, cellular component: nucleus. The record is from RefSeq and is a predicted model, not a curated record. The transcript is spliced from 23 exons.